AUGGCUAGCCGGACCAACACCCUGAACUCUCAGACAUCGGCACCCUAUUUAUCGAGUCGAAACAACAGCCAGACCAGCUUGCAUCAUGAAGAAGGCCAAGAUGGAACAUCGUCGACCCGGACGCCUGGUAUCUCUCAGUCACCAGCCAUGCUUGCAGGCCUUGCGACACCAACGAGUUCAACCGCGGGGUUGUCGGGCUUAGUCUGCAAUGUACAUCGCACAACAGGCAGGGAACCUCACCCGCUCGUAGGCGCCACCACCACAAUAUUAGGCGACAAGCUGUAUGUUUUCGGCGGCCGUCGACUUUCCAGAACAAGACCGCAGCUUACAUCGGACCUGUACGAGCUUGACCUUGUCAAGCGCCACUGGACAAAAGUCGACGCCAAAGGUGACAUCCCGCCUCCUCGGUAUUUCCACAGUGUUUGUCCGCUUGGCGACACGAAGCUGGUUUGUUAUGGAGGCAUGUCACCUGUAAGCUCGUCUUCUAAUCAAGCAACUUCCGUGAUACAAGGUGCUCCCGCCGAUGCACAACCCGAGGUGGUGGUCAUGUCCGAUGUUCACAUCUAUGAUGCGCCGACAAAAACUUGGAUGCACGUUUCUACAAGCGAAUCUCCACAGGGUCGCUAUGCUCACUGCGCGACCAUCCUUCCUAGCUCGGCCGUUUUCAGUUCGACCGGAGCUGCGGUGACAGCCAUACGACACAAUCCACCUUCAUCGAAUCCAAACCAAGGUUCCCUGGGUGUGCAGUUGGAUGGCGAGGGCGGUGCGGAAAUGCUUGUUGUGGGUGGUCAGGACAGCGCCAAUCACUACAUUGAACAAAUCAGCGUAUUCAACCUCCGGAGUCUGAAGUGGACGGAAACGAGCACAUUAGGCAGAAGUUGUGGCGCAUACCGAAGCGUAGUCGCGCCCCUCACUAGCAUUGACCCGAACGAUAUUGGUGGAGGAACACGACAGGGCAGUGAAGCAAGAACACCGGAGGAACGGAGUCCGAACAAGACUGGCGAGUCAUCGAUGCUCAUUUAUUCAAACUACAACUUCCUGGACGUCAAGCUCGAACUACAAGUGCGGCACCCCGAUGGUACGCUUUCCGAGAAGCCAAUGCACGGCAAUUUCUCGCCGCCAGGUCUCCGCUUCCCGAACGGUGGUGUUAUCAACAACCACUUUGUAGUGAGCGGCACAUUUCUGACAUCGUCGAAACAAGAAUAUGCGCUUUGGGCUCUUGAUUUGCGAACGCUGAGUUGGGGACGAAUCGAAGCCGGCGGCAACAUCUUCAGCCAGGGAAGCUGGAACAGAGGUGUGCUCUGGAACCGUCGGAAUUGUUUCGUCAUUCUUGGCAACCGCAAGAGGAGCUUGGUCGAAGACUAUAAUCAUCGGCGCAUCAAUUUCUCGAACAUGUGCGUUGUUGAGCUAGAAGCAUUCGGGCUCUAUGACAACCCACGCAAGGUGACGCCUGCGUCAGGGUUCAACUCUGUCAGCGCACCGCCACAGCAUGAUAGACUUGAUAUGCUUGCUAGUGGCCGCACACUUCUACCCGCAGCGACCGAGCUAGGUCAAAUGGCGUUGGGUAUGAAGGAACUUGCCGAUAUGGAUUUCCUCGCUUUACAUGGUGAGCGCAUACCCGUUAAUUCCCACAUCAUUGCUCGACGCUGGGGUCCUUAUUUCAACCAAUUGCUCCGCGAGAGUGCUCAAAACGCGGAGAAAGAAAACGCUGAGGCGGCGACUUUACGGCCCACUGCCACAAUGCAUCCCUCGAGGAACUCAAGCAUUACUAUUACACCUUCUAUCCGAACGAACUACUCAACAGCCACAACGCUUACCGCCAACACUAUAACACCAUCAGAGGCUACAGCUAUUCUCUGCUCUCUCCUUCAAUUAGCGCGACCGUACCAUAUCGAUGGUCUGUUGGAAGCAAUUAUCGAACGACUUCACGUACUAUUGGAUAACAGGAAUACCGCCGCCAUCUUCAAUGCUGCGGCCAUGGCGGCUGGUGGUGGCUCCGGUAUUGCUUUCAAGGGCGUCAACGGUGUAUCAGGCACGAACGGGACCACAAAUGGCUUCUCCAAUUCAGUUUCGAGCAACAACAGCACAGUCGCGGACGUCGAACGAAGCCUGGAUGCCGGUCUGCGCGCACUCCGCGUCAACACAGACGUAGAUCGAAACCACGACGAUGAGGUCAGUUCAGCGGCGUCUGAAUCUACGUCGGCCUCGGCCUCCGAUAGCGGUUUCGGGGAUGGAAGUGGCAUUGAAGACAGAGAAACCUGGAAUGGUGAAAUGAGCGCAGUGGUUGGGCUCCAAAAGCGAGGUCUGCGGGGCCUGAUGGAGGGUCGCAGAAUCAGGGAAAUGGGGAGAGGAAGAGAUAGAAGCAGGGACGAUGGGGGUUCCAUAGGCAAUGGCGAUGGGGUAGGCCUUGGCCUACAAGGCGCUUGA
Alternaria arbusti is the source of this 2427-nucleotide messenger RNA. RefSeq lists its product as uncharacterized. Gene Ontology annotation, biological process: cell redox homeostasis. The record is from RefSeq and is a predicted model, not a curated record. Bases 1 to 2427 code for a protein of 808 amino acids. Gene Ontology annotation, cellular component: mitochondrion; cytosol. NCBI's taxonomy places the organism in Eukaryota, Fungi, Ascomycota, Dothideomycetes, Pleosporales, Pleosporaceae. The transcript is spliced from 2 exons. Gene Ontology annotation, molecular function: protein binding.